Molecule: messenger RNA, 948 nt
Organism: Ambispora gerdemannii
Lineage: Eukaryota; Fungi; Glomeromycota; Glomeromycetes; Archaeosporales; Ambisporaceae
Source: the annotation of a GenBank genome assembly
AUGACGACGGCGAACUCACCUCAUUCUGGUACUACUAGUCAUCACCAUUUGUCUGAAAAUAGUAAUAGUAAUACCAAUUCCUCCUCUUCCUCAUCAGGACGGUCUUUGCCAAUGUCGACAAAUCAUACAGCUUCGACUCCCGCACCGAUAAUGUUUAAGACGACCAAUAGUCCACCGCAUAUGGCAAAUUUCACCGAUAAUGCUACCAAUGCUGUCACCACCACUGCCACAAACGGUGCCGAUAAAUCAAUCAUUAAUCAGACCUCUACGACUAUCAAUGGAAAACAUCAACAGCCCAUGAAUCCAACGGCAUUAAAUUCAUCAAAGUUGGCACUUUCUUUCAUUGCUACUUCGCCAGUCGCAUUGGAAGCAUCUACCGCGUCAAUUAUAGCCACAAGUUCAGUGCCCAAUGAAAGUUCAAUCAUCACAGUACAAAAUGUUGGCAAUCGUGGACGAAAACGUUCAUCCACCGCAAUUUCCGAGGACUUGGUACCAAUGUCGAUUGAAGAUGAGAUCGCGAUAAAACGUAUGAAAAAUACAGAAGCCGCGCGCAGAUCUCGAUUGCGGAAAGCACAACGAAUGGAAUCACUCGAGCAAGAAAUUGCUGAAUUAAAAUCCGAGAAUUCGCGAUUACAAACUCGAGUCGCAGUCUUAGAAAGCGAGAAAUCGUCGUUACGUGAGAAAAGUCUCGAGAAAGAUGCGCGAGUCAGACAAUUGGAACAACAAUUAAGUGAGGCGUAUGAACGUUUAGUCAAACGCGACCCGUCAUCAACAGUUGUCGGAGGAGGAGGUGGUGGAGGGGGGUCACAUGAUAACAUUAAUGACAGUAGUAAUAAUCAUAAAGAUCGUGAAGAGAGGAUACUGGAUGAUUGUGAAAAAUAUCAAACAGUUGCAAUUGGGAAAGCACCUUUCAAUAGUGAAAGUUCACCGCCGCUUGUUAUUGACUGA